Messenger RNA from Carassius auratus (goldfish), 5731 nucleotides. RefSeq lists its product as uncharacterized. The transcript has 3 exons. Bases 261 to 5333 code for a protein of 1690 amino acids. NCBI's taxonomy places the organism in Eukaryota, Metazoa, Chordata, Actinopteri, Cypriniformes, Cyprinidae. The record is from RefSeq and is a predicted model, not a curated record.
UGAGUUGCAAGUGGGAUGGUUAGAUGUUCAGUAGGCUUCUCUGCUUUGCUGUCUGAUGAAUCAAGUCUGAAAAUAUGACAUCUGGAACUACUUGCCUUGAGAGAUUUUUUGGAAAAUGGUACGACUUUCUACCACAACAACAGACACGUUUGGAGAUCUAAAGCGGACACGGAAUCGACGCGACCAUGUAACUAUAUAUUAACUCUUACUGCAUAACUCAGCAUAAGAGCGACGGCAGCAGCCACUGAGGAACCAUAACCAUGCAGGGAUACACAUGGAGUUCAAAUCAACAUCCUUCAACGAGGUACCAAGAUCGUCCUCCACAUCAAUACCAAGAACGACUUCCUCCUCAGUACCAAAAAUGGCAUCCAACUCAGAACCAAGAACAAUUCUCAUCUAUGUGCUACGCUGUCAAGAAUGAUCAACCCAAUGCGUUGCAGGACCAGCUCAUUCCCCAGCUUCAUGACACAUUACAGAGAAAAUUUUCCAAUGGACAAAAUCAGUGGAGAACUUGCUCAGGCAGUAUGGACCAACCAAAAUCAGAUGGAUAUAAUUGGUUUAAUCAGACAAACCAGAUCCGUCCCCAAUACCCGUUUCCAACCUCCAACACACAGCAGCACUGGCAAUGGCAUGAUUCAUCCCCACAGAACUACAGAAACACAGGCUGUAGUCAAGCUCAAAUGUACCAUUGCAGCUCUGUGGGUAAAAAAAGGGGUUGGGGUUCACACAUUUAUAACAAUGACAGCUUUUGUUCCAUGAACAAUCAGCAACAACUUCAGCCUCAUAGAAUGGUUCCUCGUCAUCAUCGACAACAACAAAAUCAACAAUGGUUUUCUAGAAAAUAUGAAGGCAAAAAACGAAGACGCCACAGAAACUACUCUUAUCUGGCUUAUAGCAGUGGAGUCUCCCAGAAAGUUUGUAACGAUCAAGCUCAGAGCAGGACUGAGGCCAAUAAUACUUCACGCAACUCUACGACACCACCUUCUGGAGCACAGAGCAAUGUUUCAUUACCUUCCAAUAACAUAAACCAAAGUCCUGUUAACCAGAACCAGCCAGAAAUGGAGUCAAAUGCUGGUCCAAAUGUAUCUGCGACCCAGUCUCAGAAUAAUCAAAAUGCUGGACUUCAGUCUCUGGGCACAAGCAAUGAGACAGAUAACACUAAUCAGACUUCUCAAAUGACACAGACCAAUGAAGCCCAGCUUCAGCCCCAAUCUACAACUGUAGAUGAUGCUGACUCAAUAAUAGAUGAAUUAAUGUGUUCAAAUGACAAUGAACAAGCAAAUAAUCAGCAAUCAAAUGAAAGAACUGCUCACCAGGACACUUGUCCAGAGCAGUCUGAGGUUUGUGCAACCAAAAGAAGUGACAAUCACUCAAAGGAACCUUUUUCUAAACCAAGAGAACAGUGUACAGAUGAACCACACAGUAAAAGAAUAAAGUAUGUUAUGUUUCAAAGAGACUGUCCGAACAAAGAAACAAUAGUGUCCAAAGACAUAUGGAAUUGUGGGGUGCAGUCUGCCCAACAGGGUACCCAUCAGACAAGUAGCAAUGAGAACAGACUUAAAGGAAUGAGCCAACACAUCAUAGAGUACAGCACAAACCCAGCAGACUGUCUUGAAGUGGUCUUUGCACUACAGAAAGCUGCUCAGCAAACUCACAAGGCCAUUGCCAUUGUUCCACCCAUUUCCCACCAGAUCUCAAAAGCUGCACCAAUGGAUGAUACCAGCCUCAAAAAAGCUGAAAGUCCACUGUUAAAGACUGAUUCCGUUUGGUCACUUUUUGAAGAAUCUAACCAAGAAAAAACUGUAAGUGACAAGCUGUCACAAAUGGCUCAACAGGACAACAAAAGCCUUGAAAAUGCGACUGCAGGCAACAUGGCAGAUCUUGAUACAAGCUCUGCUAGCCCAGUUGAAUGUCAAAAUGAUGUGCAGCAAAGUGACUGUGAUUCAGAUGAUCCUUCAUUGGAGUUGUCCAGUGUGCCAGUGAUUGAGUACACACUGGAGAAGCUGAUGGAGUUAGUGAAGUCUAUAGAGAUGACGGAGUUAUCAGCCGGAAAUCCUGAGAAAUCUCAGAGCAUUUUGCAGUGGAUAUUGCAACUCUACUGGAAUGGGAAAGCAUCCAAUAUGUUGGAGCCUUUUAAAUCAUUUAGAGAGGCACUGCAGUUAUCUAUAGAAUAUGCAAAGGAUUAUGGGUCUGUGGUAUUUAAAAGCAUCGAAACUGAAAACCUGAAGAAGCUAGCUCAUUGCGACAUACUCAAACAUGAGACGUAUUCAUGGUCAGAGGAGUUCAGAUCUUCUUGGUUAAAUGUUGAUGGACAGCCAGCUGAUAUUGAAAAGGUGCUAUCAGAACCACUGUUGGAUGACAUAACUGUGUUUAAGGCAACUUCACAGUCAUUUUCAGAUAACACUGUUGUCGCUUCAGCCAGUUUAGGUGCAAAUUUCCUCACAGACAUAACUGAGGAGAAAAGUGUAAAUCCAGACACUUGCAGUCCAACAGAUCUUUUCAUACAAAGGGCAGGAAAUGAAAGGGGGGAAGAGGCUGCCGAAAACAAUGGGCAUUCAUAUAUAGUGCUCAGAGAAGAAGGUGAGAAAGAGACAUUCAAGAAGCUAGAGGACAUCAGUCAAAACCAAACUUUUACCAUAGAACCUUUGGACAUCACACCUUUAACUGAAAGGUCUACAGAGAAACUUACAGACCACAGCAAUGCAAAAGAAGUAUUCAGACAAGAUCACAAGCAAACACAUGAUAAUGUUUCAGAUUCACUUUCUCUGAGUCCUGGAGACUCUGUGGUGUCUUUCUCUACUGAGACUCAUUAUAGCUCCAUGGAUACAUGGCAGGUAGAAGAUAUUUCUGAUGAUGAAAAUACAGGCAGUAAAGAGGCUCUGAUUAGCUCCUCAGACACCUUGCUUGCAGACAAUAUUUCUGAUGAUGAAAAUACAGGCAGUAAAGAGGCUCUGGAUAGCUCCUCAGACACCUUGCUUGUAGAAGAUAUUUCUGAUGAUGGAAAUACAGGCAGUAAAGAGGCUCUGGAUAGCUCCUCAGACACCUUGCUUGUAGAAGAUAUUUCUGAUGAUGGAAAUACAGGCAAAAAGGAAGCUCUUAAUAACACCUCAUACACAUGGCUUGUAGAAGAUAUUUCUGAUGAUGAAAAUACAGGUUAUAAAGAGGCUCUGAAUAACUCUUCAGGCACCUGGCUGGUAAAGGAUAUUUCUGAUGAUGAAAAUUCUGGAAAUAAGGACGAUCUUAUUAAUUCCUCAAACAACUGGAAAAAGGAAAACAUGUCUAAUGAGAAUCCAGGCAAUAUGGGCACUCCUAGUAACUCCGCAGACAUAUGUGCAGUGAAAAAUGAAUCUCCUGAUGAAAAUUCAAGUGAUGAAUCCUUGUUUAUGGGAAUCACGGUGCUAUCAUCUGAAGAUGCUAAAAUAUUUUUCCAAGAGCUUGAAAAAGAACCUGAAUGUACCAUCAAAACCAAAUCCCAGUCCAACUUUAAGUGCCCAGAUCUUAUAGCGUGCUUUGAUGCACCCAUUCAACUUAACCAGGAGUGCAACAAAGCACACACUUGCUCUCGCUGUGGUUCCCACAUUGUGAAAUCCAGUUCCACUAAUGUGACAAAGGCGGACAGUGAUGCUGAUCUUUUCUGCCUCCAGUGUGGGGAACAUGCACUGUUGUUUGAGCUAGAAGAGGAGCCAUGCUCUCCUAUGACAGAUAAGGUUAAUCUUCUGGGCUCUGCUGCUAAAUCAAAUGAACUUGGUCAAAAUUACAGUCUGCCAUGUGUUAAGUUGGAAGUCAAUGAGCCAGAUGUGGCUUCAACAAAGGAAUGCAUUGCAUAUGAAGGACUGAAAGGACAAAAAAAUGAUUGUCAUGUAAAAUCAGACCCGUGGGGAAAUUAUAGUCCACCAGCUAUUAAAAUAGAAGUCAAGGAGCUAACUCCCCCAAAGGAUGAAUGCAUUGCAGUCGAAGUACUGGCAGAACAAAAGAGUGUAAAAUCAGAACAGGGACACAAUUGUAAAUCACCAUCUCUUGAACUGAAAAUCAAGAAGCCAAAUGUUUCUCCACUGGAGACAUGCAUUUUAAAGGGAGGACUGACGAGACAAAAAAAAGUCAGUAUGGUAAAAUCAGAACUGGUAGAAAACCGUAGUCCACCAUCUCUUGAACUAGAAAUCAAGGCAACAACAGUUGCUUCAACAACAGAAUGCAUUGCAGAUGAAGGACAAAAAAGUGACAGUAUAAUACAAUCAGAACUGAGACAAAAUUGUAGUCUGCCAUCUCUUGAACAAGAAGUCAAGAUGCCAAAAGUUUCUUCUCUGGAGAAAUGCAUUGCAGAUGAAGGACUGAAAGGACCAAAAAAAGACACUAGGGCAAAAUCAAAAAUGGGACAAAAUCAUUGUUCACCAUCUCUUGAAGUGAAAGUCAAGAAGUCAAAUUUUGCUUUCCAAAAGACAUGCAUUGCAGAUGAAGUAUUGGUAAAAUCAGUGACUGAGACAAUGUCUAAAAAUCAGGGGUCAGCUGAACGAGAGCUAACCAAGAUUCAACCAAAAAAGCAGAAAAAGGAAAAAACUGAGAAAAUUAGAAUACCCAAGCCCAAAUCUUUCACCCAGUGCAGCCAACCACUUCCGAUGAAAACUACAUUUUCCAUGCAUAAGCUAAAAUCUGAUAGCACUCGUACUGGUUCUGAUAAUUUUGUGCUUUUCGCUCCAGAUAUUAUAGUUAAAAAGAACUGGCAACAAAAGAAAACUCAACCUGGUGUAUCUGCAAACAAACACCGUAGUGGUCAGAGUCAGAACUGUAGUAAAGUGAAAAAAUUAAAAGAACACCGACAAGAAAAACGAGAUAAUCCUUACAGAACCUCAACAAACCAAAGAGAAAACCUCCAGACGCAGAAAGUGUCUGGUCACUCAAGUGACGCAUCACCCCACGGAUCAGAAAAGAAGCUGGUGCUGCAUGGUAUUCUGGUAGUGAAUAAACAGAAAAGAACUGAACCAAAAAAAGUGAGAUUUGAUUUAUAUGGGUCCAAAUCAGAAAAACAGUACCACACCCCAAAGCAGCAUUUUUCAGCCCCUGCUCCCUUAACAGUCUCUGAUUGCAAAGACUAUGCAGAUGAGCUUUGUGCUAAACAAAAAGUUCACAAUCAAUGGAGUAGCACCUUUAUACCUAAAACAAAGACUUGUCCUCCCAGCCCCAGGUCAACACAGGAGAGUGGACCACCGAAGAAAAAAACACUGAAACCUCAGGACCUCUUAAAGUCAAAUAUGAGUGCAUUGAGAAACCAUUUGACUCACAGAGCCGAGCUAUUGUACAAUAGUGAAAGAGAGACAAGUCAUUUAGCAGCUAAGUAGCUUAUGAAAACCCUAAGCAGCUAACCUGUGUCUUAGUUUUUUAAUUAUUGCUUAAAUUUACUUGUAUGUUUACACAUAAUAACUCUAGCUGAAAUGUGUGGCAGCUUUCUGUUGAUGACCAUGUUGAAUGUUUAUUUUUUUAUUGUUACUGAGAGCUAAAUGGAAAGUUUAUUUUUUUAAGGAAAUUAUUGUUUGUAAUAUUCUUCACAGUAUGUGACUGUAUGUCUUUGAUUGCAGUCAUUUUGCAAUGUUAUUUUGUAAGAAUAGUUUUUUACUAUUUGAAGUACUUUUGAAUGCUGUUGCAUUAUGUAAAAUAUAAAUAUAUAUUUGUAUUUUGAAAUACAUGACUGGAAAGUUUACUGGAAAGGCCUCUGUGUCACUUAAUACAUUCUAAAUUA